AGCGCAGUCUAAACUCAUCAUGCAUAAGGAUACAUAUUAACAUUUACCUCCAAGAUGUUUGCGUCAGUCUUUGUGCUCAUACUGGGUAAGCAAGUGAACACGUCUCCACUGGUCUAGUGGAUAUUUCUUUAUCUGACGCUCCUGUUAUUUAUUUGAUCACUUUUCUCUACAGGGUUAUGCUACUCCAGCCAGGAAAACAGUAAGUCUGUUGUGUUGUCUCAGUGGGUAUACUUGAAUUGUCAUUUAAGGAUGAAAAUAGUGUCAUUGUUUUUGGGUUGUGUUGGAUUCCUGUGGUGUGUUUUUAUCUAGUUGUUGUUGCCUGAUAGGUCAACCAGUCCUGGGCCGUCCAACACUGUCUGGCCCUUCAGUGGUGCUGGCGGGAACAGUUGAAGACUUUGAAUGUGAGCUUCAGGUCUACCCCAAAAAUGAAACUAUCCUGCUGCAGUUGUACAAGUGAGUGUUUGUUCAUGUUCAUUUAAACCCCGUGUCAAAACACAACAGUAGCCUAAUCGUCAAACACAUCUCUGACUGUGAUCCUAGGGUGGGUCACCAUGAAGAAGUCUUGGCUGAAUACACCCUUCUGUCUGAAGAGGUGGCAUUCUUUCCCAAGGUUGUCAAGCUCGAACUUGAGGGUAACCUUGAGUGUAUGGCCAAAGCUCAGAACAACUCUGAGAUAGAGCCCACAGUCAGCAGCCCACACUACCUAAAGGUUAUUGGUAAGUCUCCUUUUAUGGUUUUACAUGUCUGUUUUGGAAAUUAGUGGAAAUUAAAUCUAGUUAUUGUAAGAAACUCCAAUUCCACUUAAGUUAGGGUGACCGUACGUUCUCUUUUACCUAGACAUGUCCUCUUUUUUGGGAGGUUGUCUGACCUUGUCCUUGGAGUUUAUAAAAUCCCUCAAAUAUCCAGGGUUUUGUAUGGAAGUAUUAAGUUAAUAUAGCAUGGACUAAUUGAGUGAGAAGCAUGUAAAAAACACUCAACCCGAAAAACCCUCAACAUUUACUUGAGUGACUUAAGUUAAAGUCAGCAGUGUUUCUGACUUUGUCUUUGCAGGGUAGAGUUUAAACUUGUAUACAUCCAACUUAUUCCGAACCCCAUGAGCUCUCGCGUGAAUUAUGGGCGCGACUUCCGGUAUGGACCGGAAGCGGCAUUUGUUGACAAAUGACGGCGCUAAUAAUGAGUGUAUCUGUGGGAAUGGAACAUCAGCAGGUAUCAGAGCUCUAUUCUACUGGGGCCCCAUGAGCCCAUUCCGUUAAUUGUGGGCGUGACUGGUAGCCUAUUUCGCUGGAUGUCCGUGUUGACAAAUAUUCGCGAACCCACGACUGUGAGAGACGUCAACUAUGUGGGAACAUCAACUGUCGGUGGCCCAAGAUCACCUACAGUUUCCACCCCAUUCAACUUCCAUGAACCCCACUACUUCCCACCUAAAACCACAUCACUUCUCCACUCCAGAAACCCAGGGAAAUCCUGGUACAUAACAACAGCUACAGCUGCAUUGUCCAACAUUGUUGUUAUCUCUUUCCUGAAAUUGUGAAAUUUUAGCUUCAUACUGAUGAGUAGUCCAAACGCAGCUUACACAUCAACUGUUCGGAAAAGGGUAAAACAUGUCAUUGCCUAUUUAAUACAUUGCUGUGUCCUCCACACACAUUAAGUCGUACCUGUUGCUCCCGUGACACUGCUUUGAUUCCUCUUUAGCAUCCGGCGUCAGGAUCUCAGUCGUUUUUUUGUACCUGUGUUGUAGUGCCAGUGGAAAACCCAAACGUCUUCAUCAGUUCAGGUCUGCAGGAGUUCUUCGCGGGAAGGACACUGGAUCUACGCUGUAAUGUUACUUCUGGAAAUCACGUCGACUACACUUGGCUGCUGAAUGGUCGGCCUGUCUCUCUGACUCCUCGUCACAAAGCUGUAGAAGGGCAGCUCUUGAUCACCAGGUGAGAUGGAUAAAAGAUUCAACGUUUCUGCAUGGUUGCAGGUGAAGGGUUUUCAUUUUGAACCUAGCAGCAUCAAACUCCUUUGUUGUUGUUAGUGUGAGUUUUAGUUAAUGAAGGUAGGGUACACCGCACUCCAAGAUUUCAUUAUCCAGAGUAAGCUAGAAAAUUAUUGCUACAAAAUUGUUGCUGUUUAUUACUAAAGAAAAAAGUGUACGGAUAAAAUAGUUGAUUUUCCAUUUCCACAUGAGGGCAAAGAGUUAAAUCAUUUGCAUUUCUGUUUAAUUUUUUUCAUGGUCAAUCUGCAGUCAGCGAAAAGUUACAGUUUAAUAUGAAUUGAUGUAUCUAUCUUGUUUAAAAUAAUAAUUUCAAUUGACAUUUUUCAACAACAGUCUGUUUUGUCCUGUGAAUUGUUCUUACAUGAACCGCAGAGACUUUAAAAACACGAAUGACUCGUUUUUUAAACUCCGGGGAAGUUACUUUUUUGGCACUGUUAUAUAAAAUCCUCUGUUUCCCUCUGCUUAGAUAUGAGAAAAAUUAUUUGUGUGAUCUGUGUCACCCGCAGCACCACCUCUGAAGACAGCGGUGUGUACAUGUGUGUCGCCACCAACUAUUAUAACGUGACAGAGUUCUUCACCUUCAACAGUUCUGAAAUCAUCAUCAGAGUCAAAGGUUUGUGAUCCUCUGGGGUAAAUAACCUGUAUUAUUUUAUAGAUAGUGAUGCUUUUUUGAGUGAAUGAUACCAUCUUUCAACCGUUCCCUCAGACCCUGUGUCAAAACCUGACAUCUCCUUCAAUGUGUCAAAGGAUGGCUCCAUCUACUAUGCCAUGGUCACCUGCCAGUCAAUGAGAGGAACUCCACCUGUCAACUUUACACUGUUUAACGGGACAGCCCAGAUUGAUUCACUGACGGCUCAUGAGACCAAAGCCACAUUUAGGGUGUCUUUGGUCUUAGGCCAGCAUUUAGGGCAACUUCAGUGCAAGGCACGAAAUGAAAACAGGACCGUAGAGAGUGAAUGGAUCCCACUUGAAGUUGGUACAUGCAAUUUUGGGAAUUUUUGACGUAUAAUCUCUGAUAGAAAAAGCUUUUUUAGAUGUUAAUGAUGUUCUCUGAUCCAACAGUGCCGGUCAGAGGGCCUGUGACAUUGCAGUAUGACUCUGACUUGGGAGAAGACUAUGCUGUGAUUGGUCUGAGACUCUACUGCAAAGCAGCAAAAGGAACUCAUCCACAGUACCAAUGGUUCCUCAACGAAACCCUUAUACAGGAACAAGGGAGCUUCUCCAGUAUGGUGCAUGAGCCCAGACAGUCCGUUCUCCUGCUGUCUGUGGGGGGGAGCAGCGCUGGGACGUACCGCUGCGAGGUGUCUGACAGCUUUGACAACAUCACCGCCAUAAGCAGCAGAGGGCUUUACCUGGAUCGAGAAGUGCUGAAUCGUCUUCCCCUCAUGGUGGUGGUGGUUGUCUUUGGAUCGUUCAUGACUGUGAUCCUCGUGGUGUCUGUUUGUUGUUGCUACGGAGUGCUGUUCAGUAAGUUUACAUUAACUGCACCUAUAGCCUCCAUGUUGGCACAGUGACUGAUGUUUAUUACUUUUCUUUCAGGGAAAAGGGAAUAUGGAGAGAAUUCACUGUAAGUCAUUUCUCUUAUUGAUUCAAAGACAGCUGAAAACAUAGAUGUAGUCUCAGCCCAUUGCUUUCUGAGAAGGCUCGCAAAGCUGGUGGUCACCUUAUUGGAAACGCAAACCCCAACUAACUCUUACACAUUCAUUUGUGCGUUAGCUUCCUUUUCAACUUGAACUGCUUGGUUUUCACAUGGUUGGGAAAUGAUGACCUGUUUCCGACGAAGCUGUUAGCUCCUCUUGUAAAGAGGAAGGUUAAACUUGAUACUGAGCAGGCUUUUUUUUUUCUUUGACUGCCAAACAUGUUGGGUGCUAAUCUAUACAUAAAAAAAGAUUAUAUUCAGCAACAUGUUACAAUGCAGCAUAUCACACCUUUAAACAUGAAAUCACAUUAUUUUGUUUUAGUCACAAAAAAAUGAGCAUUUGUCCUUUUUUUUGGACAUUUCUGUGUAGAUCAAAAGUGAAAAAAAAGACGAGCAAAAGCAAUUAUGCAUGACAGGUCUGAAUUAGCCUUAUGUGUAUCCUUAUACAGCCUUCUGUAUCUUUAACUUUAGAGUAUUAAAUCUUGAACUUUAAGUGUCUUAAAAACAAGAUCUGUAUUAGUACAUUCAAGACUUUUAUUUUGAUGCUUCAGUAUCGAAAAUAUCAGUAUUGUUUUAUCUAAGAAAAUUGUUUUUUUCGGGGUUUUUUGUUUGUUUUGUUUUUUUGCUAUUUUUUGGACCAAUUUUUUUUCUUCUAUUUUUUUUGUACUGAUAUUUUCCCCCUCUUUCUGUUUUUUUGCACAAAUAUUUAUUCAGUUUUUUGUACAAUUUUUGGUCUUUUUGUUUUUUCAGACAUUAUUUUUUCUGACUAAGCGAGACACUCCAAAAUCCUGCGAGAAUCUCAUACAAUCGCAUACCGUUAACCAAACCGGCUGCUGUAAAUCAGCAGGUUCUCCACCUCUUAAUUAAUUUUGACCACGGGGUCAAUGAGAGUAAAGCAUGUUAUUAGUUAAUCAUAGGGUAUGCAAAUCCGAAGGUGCCUUAGCAAAGUAGACAAACUUAUGAUGAUUCCAUCUAUCUGACUUAAAUAAAACAGUAUCUCCCAGUGUCUCAAACCCAAAACAAAGUAAAACUUGAUUAAACUAAACAAGUGGGCCAUGUUUGCUUUCCAUAAAUCAAGCAGAGGGGGAUGAAAGUGUCUGUUUUUAAAUGAUCAUGAUCCCAGAGAAAAGGAAAAACAAUUAGUCUGAAAAACAAAACAACAAAAAAAAUUAGUCUGAAAAACAGGAAAAUUAGUAUGAAAAACAGGGGAGAAAAUAUUCUGAAAUUCAGAAAGAAAAAAAAAUUAUCUGAAAAAUAGACCUUCCUUUCUUGGUAAAUGCAAUACACUUCUGUUAAAAAUAAUGAACUUCAAAAAUACUCAACACCUCUUGCUUCACUGACAUGUUUUCACAUUUUCAUGCCAAAGAAAGUUCAAUUUAAAACUCCUGUCAUGAGUUUCUGAACAUUUAUGAGACAGACUCCAAUUUUAUAAUGUAUGAAAAGAGAGGACCAUAAAAAUCCAGACAAAUUAUUUUUCUCUUGUAAGUUUGACCAUUUCUCACAUGAGAUCCUGACAAUAAACAAUGAAUUUCACUGUCAAAAGUUAACAGGAUGAGAAUUAGUACUACGACUUCCUCACUGGAGCUUCAAAUAUGAGUCAUUUAUGUAUUUAAUGGGAUAUUGAUUUAAUAAAGAGCUACUUAAGAUUUCUAAAGCUCCAUAUAAGAUGACACACUGAAUAACCUUUGGGUCCUUAGAGCUACAGCCUAAAACUUUCUGCACCUUUAGCACUUAAACAAACCAAUCCUGUUUCAAGACUGCUGUUCACAUGGUGAUUGACUUUUCCUGCUUCCAGGUGGAGCGCGGAGAUGGUCAGAAGAAAAGUGGCAUAUGAGGAUGAGCUGGUGAGUGCAGACCUCAUUCUCAUCAUGUUUUAACCCUGUUUACUUCACCCGUGCAUUUGCAACCACGUGAUCAGUAUCAACUUUGACACAGAGCUCCUUUACUUCUGACAGGAUGUGUCAGAGUACCAGGAGGAUGUUGACUUGGUGCAGACAGCUCGGGGAGGAGACUCUGAUCAGGUGAGAUAAAAACAGAUCAGUCAGCUUUCUGAUCUAGAAGACGAUUAAACUGUUCGACUCAUUCAUCUAUUCUCUGAGUUUAACUACUUUACAAAGUCAGUUUUUGUUUUUCCAUUUCACAAACUGAUUCUUCUGAUGGCUCAUUUGUGUUCCUUUGGAAUUUGUUCAAAUUCAACUUCAUUUGUAUGGCACUUUUCAGACAAAAACAACAAUCAAACAACAAUAAAACCCGACCCUUCGAACCCACACAGCCACCCAUGGACCUACACACACACAGACACACGCACAAGCACACACACACAAGCACACAAAGAGUGAGAAUUUAAGAUAUAUUAUCAAAGAGACAUGGCCUGACACCGAGACAUUGCGUGAGGAAAGAGCUACCAUUGGGAAACACUGGAGAUAAAAGAUAGAAAAUGGUAUGAAUAAAAUGAACAAAUAAGUAAAUAAGCUCUUUACCGUAUAAAAAUGGGUAAAAGCGGUAAAAACCUCUAAGGCGGGAGUUAAAGGUGAGGUAGGCAGGCUCUAAGGAAGUGCCAGUUUUUGGGAGAAAUCUUGAAUGCGAACUCUUCCCCUCCAAACCAUUUUUGUUUUUUGCAAGCCCCGCCCACAAACAAAUGCUCCUGCUGGCUCGUAUCGUUCUAAUUAAAUUCAGAUAUAAUGCUGAUAAGUACUUCAGAUAAUUACAAAUGGAGCCCAGUCAACAUGAGCGUAAAAAGCAUUGGUGCUACUGUAGAUGCCAACAGACUACCAGCAUACACAAUGUUUGUAGGACUUCUACAACUAGGAUAAAGUGACUUAGUCCAGGACCCGAGGUCAACAGUUUAGCGGUGCUACAACACGCUACAGCAGGUCCGUUUGACAAGAAACACUUCAGUUACAGACACUUGACUUACUUUGUUAAAGCGGUUUAUCUGUCUAGCAGAAAGGUUACAGGGUCACCAAGAUCCCGAAGCAUCCCCCAUCAUUUAUGCUAGCUUCAUUGAUGUUGACGGCUUUUGAGCUCUUGUCCGGUCUACCUCCUUUUUAAGCGUCCAUUAUUCCACCAGAGUCUCCGGUAUUUACUUCAUUUUCUUGCUUGUGUUGGCAGUCAUGGCCAAAGGAGGAUUCAGACAAUUUUCUGUACUUUCUGGUUGGGUUCUACUGUCCGAUAUUGUAGCACGCUAACUUUGCUCCUGAAUGACACGAGGAAGCAGCGUCCGCCUCACAACCAAUCAGGUUGGGGAGGCAGAGAACAGCUUUGUUUACAGUCAGAAAGAGCGGGCCGCUGAAAAAUUUUAAAAUGUUGACUACAGAGACGUAAGAGAACACAGCGAUAUUGUUAUAUUCACAAAUAUAAUCAAUAACUAAUAUCUAUCGACUGAUAUUAAAAGCUUUUUUGUAAAUACACCACAAAAAAGAUGCUUCUUUAACGGAUUCCUGCCUACCCCACCUUUAAGAAGAGGACUAAGAACAGAGUUAAGAACAGAGAAACAUUAAGAAUUUAGAUUAAAAUGAACAUUUGCAAUAAGAGAAAUAUAAAAAGGCAAUUAGUGAAAAGCCUGGUUAAAAUGGUGACUCAUGAGCCUCCUCUAAUAGUUCACUGUUUAUAAGAUUUUUUCACUCCUUUUGUUGCAGCUGUUUAAUUUUAUCUGAGUCAAAAAUACACAUUAGCUUGUAAGAUAAGGCUUCCAACUGAAUUUCAUCAUCACUGCUUCUCUCCUCAGACCUCUGAAGACUCUGUGGAUGAGUGGCCCCAAAUUUUGAAGAGGAGAAGGACUUUGGAAGAUGAAGCAGAAGAUGAGGACUGAGGGUUCAAGCUUUAUGUCCUGUUUGCAGACUGUUUUUGAAUAAACGCCUUAUGAAAACC
Molecule: messenger RNA, 7490 nt
Organism: Xyrichtys novacula (pearly razorfish)
Lineage: Eukaryota; Metazoa; Chordata; Actinopteri; Labriformes; Labridae
Source: the annotation of a GenBank genome assembly